UGUAUGUUGUGUUGCUAAGGAGAUGGUAGGAGGACGGAGGAGGUGCGAAUCACUGAGCUGCUUAGCCUAUUGUUUUGUUAGGUGUUUUUUCCAUCUCUUUUGUGCCCAGAAAACAUUGAGAAGAGACUGACGCACCACGGCACACUGUCCGAGACACACAAAAGCCCACUGAAGCCUGCACUGAGGAAUUAUCUGCUGUCAGGACCUGAGGCUGCACGGGGGCGAUAGGGAGAGACGGAGCCAGGGAGCCAGGCUCGGGCCACCACAGGGUGACGGUGCCGCUGUGCCGGAGAGGAGGGGACUCGCAACUCGGCGAUGGCGUCCUCCACCAUGCAGAUUCUCGCCUUUGCCCUGGCGCUGCUGGGCGUCCUGGGCGCCACCGUGGCCACGCUGCUGCCCAACUGGAAGGUGAGUGCCGACGUGGGCUCCAACAUCAUGACUGCCAUCUCCCAGAUGCAGGGGCUGUGGAUGGACUGCACCUGGUACAGCACCGGUGUGUUCAGCUGCACCUUGAAGUACUCCGUGCUGUCGCUGCCCGCCUACCUGCAGACCGCCAGGACGACAAUGGUUCUGUCGUGCAUGAUGGGUUGCCUGGGCCUCUGUCUUGCCGCCCUAGGGCUGAAGUGCACCCGCUGGGGGGGCAGUCACCGGGCAAAGGGGCACGCGGCCAUUGCCGCGGGGGGUUGCUUAAUCCUGGCUGGCAUUCUCUGCUUGGUGCCCGCUUCCUGGUUUACCAACGAGGUCAUCACCACCUUCCUGGACUCCAACGUGCCCGAGAGCAGUAAAUACGAGCCUGGGGGGGCCGUGUACGUGACCUUUGUCUCUGCCGGCUUCCUGCUUGCCGGUGGGGUCAUCUUUUGUUUGUCGUGUCCCGGAAAAAGAGACUACACCUCGACCUCCACCUCUACCACCUUUCCUGACAAACUACUGCAGCAGCAGAUAAACCAAGAGCAACUACAGCGCGACCUGAUACAGUGUGACCUGAUGCAGCACGAUCAACAGCAACGGGAGCAGAAGGACUUUAAACAGCAGACGUCGCCUAAUGAGCAGUCGAGCCAAGAGCAGCUACAGUGGGUUGACAAAGGGUCCCAGGGUAAGGUCCAAGCAGCUGACGACAUCCAGCAGGAGAAGCCUCUACAUGAAGACAAGGGAACGCAGCAGUUCUACUCUCCAUCCAGAGUCCCUCCAAAAGACACCCGGGCUGGUUACAGCCUGCAGGACUAUGUUUAAUAUGUUUGAUCCCUAUACCCUACUCUUGUUAGUGGGGUGGGGGGAGAAUCGUGAGGACAUUCUACUGGCUGCCUUGUGAAGGGGAGAGAGUGGAGAAAGAGGGGGAGGAAGGAUGGGAGGAGGAGGGAGAGAGUGGA
Molecule: messenger RNA, 1367 nt
Organism: Oncorhynchus masou masou (cherry salmon)
Lineage: Eukaryota; Metazoa; Chordata; Actinopteri; Salmoniformes; Salmonidae
Product: claudin-20-like
Exons: 2
Coding region: 316-1230 (304 amino acids)
Biological process (GO): bicellular tight junction assembly; cell adhesion
Cellular component (GO): bicellular tight junction; plasma membrane
Molecular function (GO): structural molecule activity
Source: RefSeq, a predicted model, not a curated record